Trichoplax adhaerens is the source of this 1881-nucleotide messenger RNA. RefSeq lists its product as uncharacterized. Gene Ontology annotation, molecular function: catalytic activity; FMN binding; 4 iron, 4 sulfur cluster binding. The annotation marks the transcript as partial. NCBI's taxonomy places the organism in Eukaryota, Metazoa, Placozoa, Uniplacotomia, Trichoplacea, Trichoplacidae. The record is from RefSeq and is a predicted model, not a curated record. Gene Ontology annotation, biological process: wybutosine biosynthetic process. The transcript is spliced from 14 exons.
UCUAGACAGAUUUGUAUCUUCCUACUGUCUACCUACACUGGUGGAGAGCCUGCUGAAAGUGCAAGAUGGUUCUAUACUUGGUUACAGGAUACCGUAUCUGAUUUUAGGGUUCAGAAAACUCUAUUGAGUAAAUUAAAUUACGCUGUAUUUGGUCUUGGUAACUCAGUCUACCAAGAACAUUUUAAUUCGGUUGCUAAGGAUACUGAUAGUUGGCUUCAUAAAUUACAUGGAAAUCGAAUUUUACCCCUUGGCAUCGGUGAUAAUAACGUAGUGCAAAGUGAAAAUGGAGGCCUUGAAGAAGAUUUCGUGGCUUGGAAAGGAAGGAUUUUAAGAGUUCUCAACUUAGAAAUUACUCCUAGUCAUAAACCUGUCGAUAAUGAAGUCAACGUUGCCCCUUCAAAAAUAAAGGUAAAAGAGAAUGUAAUACACGAAGGAAAGAUUACAAGUGAAUCUAGCGAUAACAGCGAAGAUGAAGAGACAAUUGCAAUGAAAAAAAACUCUACUAUCCCGAUAAAAAAUGAUGUCGUUGAUGUCGAAGACUUAGGGGUGAUGCUGAAUAAUUUAGGGAAGGCAAAGGCAGAUAGAGAACUUGAAGUAAGCACACUACAGCGUGUCCAAGCUGGGCCAAAAACAUCAAUAUCCUCCUUAAAGAAAGCUGAGUUAAGAGAUAUGGUAACCCCAUCCCUAAAAGAGGCACUAAGCAAGCAAGGAUAUAAAAUUAUCGGAUCUCAUUCCGGCGUUAAGCUUUGCCGCUGGACGAAGUCAAUGUUACGAGGACGGGGUGGUUGCUAUAAGCAUACGUUUUAUGGAAUUGAGAGUCACAGAUGCAUGGAAACAACGCCCAGUCUUGCUUGCGCAAAUAAAUGUGUUUUUUGUUGGCGUCAUCACACGAACCCAGUUGGUACUGAAUGGCGAUGGAAAAUGGAUGACCCAGAAAAAAUCUUUAAUGAAGCACUUAAAAAUCAUUAUGGCUUGAUAAAGCAAUUCAAAGGCAAGUUAGGACAUUUAAGAAUUCGCACUAUAAUUUUAUUUUGUAAGCAUAACGGAAAAAAUCUCACGGAUUUCUUAGGCGUUCCAGGGGUACAAACAGAAAGAUUCAAAGAGGCCAUGGAAGUUAAACAUUGUGCUUUAUCUUUAGUCGGAGAGCCAAUAAUGUAUCCAGAAAUAAAUAAAUUUAUUGAACUUCUACAUGGAAAGGAAAUUUCCAGUUUUCUUGUGACUAACGCACAAUUUCCAAAUGCUAUUAGAGAUCUUACGCCCGUAACGCAAUUGUAUGUGAGCGUAGAUGCCAGUACUAAAGAAAGUUUGAAAAAGAUUGAUCGGCCGCUAUUUAAAGACUUUUGGCCUCGAUUUCUUAAAAGCCUUUCCGCCUUAUCAGAGAAGGGUCAACGGACAGUUUAUCGAUUAACUCUCGUGAAAGCGUGGAAUGCUGAAGAAAUUGAGGCAUAUGCAAAUCUUGUCGGGUACGGGAAUCCAGAUUUUAUCGAGGUUAAGGGAGUAACAUAUUGCGGCGAAUCAAAAGCUUCUAAGCUAACAAUGGAAAAUAUUCCUUGGCAUCAAGAAGUUUUAUCAUUUACAGACAAAUUAGUUGAUAAUCUUCCGGAAUAUGAAAUUGCUUGCGAGCACGAGCAUUCAAAUUGCGUUCUGGUUGCACAUAAGAAGUUUAAGGUUCAUGGCAGAUGGCACACUUGGAUUGAUUACGCGAAGUUUCAUAAACUGAUUGCUGAAUUUGCCUCCAAUGGAGGUAAGAAUUUCGACGCAAGUGAUUAUAUGGCAUUGACACCUGACUGGGCUGUUAUCGGGCACCCAGCUCACGGAUUUGAUCCAGUGGAAACAAGAUGGCAUAGAAAGAAAAAUAAUAAAGAUAUUGGUGGUUGUUGA